This is a messenger RNA of Phyllostomus discolor (pale spear-nosed bat), 2118 nucleotides long. RefSeq names its product signal-regulatory protein beta-1-like. The transcript has 6 exons. Lineage: Eukaryota; Metazoa; Chordata; Mammalia; Chiroptera; Phyllostomidae. Gene Ontology annotation, biological process: positive regulation of phagocytosis; positive regulation of T cell activation. Bases 53 to 1216 code for a protein of 387 amino acids. Gene Ontology annotation, cellular component: plasma membrane. The record is from RefSeq and is a predicted model, not a curated record.
CCCGUCUCUCCCAGCACACAGCAGGACAGAGCAGACUCCUCAGGCCUCCAGGAUGCUGGUCCCUGCCUCCUGGCCCCUCCCUCCUCCCUGCCUGCUGCUGACUCUGCUGCUGGGCCUCACAGGAGGGGCAGGUGAGGAGCUGCAGGUGAUUCAGCCUGAGAAGUCAGUAGCAGUGGCAGCAGGAGAAACGGCCACUCUGAGCUGCACCAUGACCUCCAUUUCCCCUGUGGGGCCUGUCAUGUGGUUCAGGGGGACAGGGCCAGGCCGGGAGUUCAUCUACAGUCAGAAAGGAGGCCACUCCCCCCGAGUAACAAGUGCUGCAGAUGUAACAAGGAAAAACAACACGGACUUUUCCAUCCACAUCAGCAACAUCACCCCAGCAGACACCGGCACCUACUACUGUGUGAAGUUCCGCAAAGGAAGCCCUGACACAGAGCUCAAGUCUGGAGCAGGCACUCGGCUCACCGUGAGUGCUCAACCCUCUCCCCCUGUGGUGUCAGCCCCCACAGGCAGGGCCACACCUGGGCAGACAGUGAGCUUCACCUGUGAGUCCCACAGCUUCUCCCCCAGAAACAUCGUCCUGAGAUGGUUCAAAGAUGGGAAUGAGCUCCCAGCCUCCCAGCCCACCGUGGACCCAGAGGGAGACAGCCCUUCCUACAGCAUCUCCAGCACAGCCACGGUGCGGCUGGCCCAGGGGGAUGUCCACUCCCAGGUCAUCUGCCAGGUGGAACAUGCCACCCUGAAGGGGGGCCCUCCUCUUCGUGGGACUGCCAACCUGUCUGAGACCAUCCGAGUUCCGCCCACGUUGGAGGUUUCCCAACAUGCCAUGUCAGAGAACCAGGUGCAUGUGGUCACCUGCCAGGUAAAGAACUUUUACCCCCAGCACUUACAGCUGAGCUGGUUGGAGAAUGGAAAAAUGUCCCGAACAGAAGUGCCUUCAACCCACACAGAGAACAAAGAUGGGACCUUCAACUUGAGGAGCUGGAUCCUGGUGAAUUCAUCUGCCUGUGGGGAGGCCAUGGUGCUCACCUGUCUGGUGCAGCACGAUGGACAGCCGGCCGUUAACAGGAACCUCACCCUGGAGGCCUCCGCUCAGAAGAAGGACAAAGGCCCAGGAGUAUCUACUGACGUCCUUGUAGGGAUCCUCCUGGGUUUCAAGGUGCUGCUGGUGGUUGGUGUCCCUGCCCUCUAUGUCCACAGGAAGUGGAGAGCCUGACUUGAGGAACUCACACCAUCUGCGGGUUUCCAGCCCUGUGAAGAGACGACAUUGAAAGUGUUCCAGUGGCCUGGCUGCCUGAAGAUGUUCUCAGACUUUUCUGGGAAAAAAUUCCGUACUUGUAGCCUGGCAUCUGGAUCCAAGAAUCUCUUUACAGACAGCAAGAGUGACAUUUGCUUCAAAGUUGGGGACACACUUGCUAACAUAAGGGGAAACUGAGGGAAAUCAAUGUAAUUGAAACUAGGCUCUAACACUGGAAGAAGACCUAAUAGUUUUGGGUUUGGGGGGGUUGUUUUGUUUUGUUUUGCUUUUAUUUGUUUCAGGAAAUAACAGCAGGUCUUCUCACAGAGCCCCAGGGACACAAGACCAAACCACAUCAGACUGGUCUCAGAGGCAUGGGCAUGUUCAGAAAGUCAACAAAUGAACUCCAAUUAACCCUGAAGGGUGGCCUGAAGCUAUAUUCACACCAACCCAGAAACUUUGAGCACUGACCUGGUCCUCAGAGACAGUAGUCAGAAGUGACAGAGGCCCAGGAACUGGCACUUGGCCAGGCCCCUAGACCUCACCCAAUGAGACCCUGCCCACGAGGAAUUCCUUUAUACCUUCUCUCACCUUUCCCAUUCCUUCCCUUUGAUAACUUAGUGCCAAAAUCGUCCAAGCAAGGAUCACAAAUUGGAAUUAAUUAAUAUAUGUAACUCCUUCUUACCAUUAUUUUUAAAAUUUGCUUUAAGUCUAUAUUCCAAGGUGUGGGAGGAGACUGGUGUGAGCCCUCUCUCUUGUCUCCUGGUUUGCCAGUUGAACAAAUAAUUCUUUUCUCUAUGAAACCCUGUUGCCUCAGAUUUUGACUUUUCUGUAAGCAUCAGACAUCAGACUGGCUGACGUGUUGGCUAAAAUGUAAAAAA